Prorocentrum cordatum is the source of this 526-nucleotide messenger RNA. NCBI's taxonomy places the organism in Eukaryota, Dinophyceae, Prorocentrales, Prorocentraceae. The record is from the annotation of a GenBank genome assembly.
UCCGAGCGAAAUCCGCUCUGCGAUGUUGGCGCCAUGACAACUGAGAGGGGCCGGCCCCAUGGCGACCACUACGGCAGAGACUGUCCGCGCGGACCGAGGACAGCGGGGCUGCACUCGCCGCUGCUCGUCUCCGGCGCCGCCGCGCGAGGACAAAAGCUCCACAACCUCGAGGCGCUCGCGGUCCACACCGGGCUGUAGAGGAAACAACCGAGCGCUCGGCGAUGUUGGCGCCAUGAUGCUCGAGGACCUGCUCGACAACAGGCUCGGGCGCGCUCGGAUGCAGGCUCGGGCCUGGCCCCCGGGCACGCGACGGCCGCCACGGCGCCAGAGCGCUGCCUCAGAGGCUCCCCCGCUGGGGGGGCGGCCGCGGCAGCGGCGGCAGCCCAUGGGCCCGAGCCCGCGAGAGCAGCGCGGUCGCCCCUCGAUGGAGCUGGGGCGCGGGGGGGGGCGGUAGGGUAGGACCCGCUCCCAUGAUUUGCUACCGAAUGAAUCUCGGGAGAGGCAAUCCAGCGAGAAGCAGUCGUUU